GAGCUGGCGCACGGUUUGCCUGAGUAUCUCGCUGCGCUGCGAAGUGUUCGCCACGGACGAGGCGAGAUAUUUUGCACACGUGGCUGCCCGCAACACCCAGACUGCCCUCCACGAGGCCACGAGUCGGUCCGUGCUUCAGCGAAUCUACGAGGUCAUCACAUGGACAACAGAAUACCAGCGACAGCAUGGCAGUCAGAGCGCGGCAACCCUGUGCAAGCUUUGGAACGCGAAGUCUGGCGAGCGUGCCUUGGACUCUCAGCUCGUGGAGCCGUUGGACGUGAACUGGCUUGAGUCAGCAGAGCGCGUGUGGACUCGGCUCUUGGAGGAUCCGGCCUGCUUGGCGGUGAUCUUGACCAUGGAGGAGCAGUACGGCAAGGCCAGCUGCCUGAACUUCAUGGAGACCCUCGAGGUCCUCUGCAGCCGAGGCGAUCAGGAGGACUACGCCUGGUACCUCGAGACGAUUCAGGAUCAGCUCUUUGUGGGCGAAGCCAGCAACCGCGAUUUCAGCAGCCGCCACCUGAUUUCGACGAAGCCUGGCACGCCAAGAUACCUGCAGCUGUGGCAGGCCAAGAGAUCCUUGAAGAACCACUUCCUGGCCUGGGUCGGACAGCAAAGCGUGCUGAGCACCCAGGAGGUGGCGCAGCUGCAGUUUUUGGGCACCCACGCGAAGUUUCGCAAAAAGGUGGGUGGUGGCCCAGAGAAGGUGGACGUUACCUGGCAGGCAGCCUUGCCAGAGGCUGCUCGCAAGUGCGUGCUGUUCCUGGAGGCCCGAGUUGUGUCACGGCCAUGGGCGGAUCCGAGAGGCGAGCUGGGGAAGGCUCCGCUGACAGAUGUGCUCGCGGGUCUGGUGACGCCAGAGACCAUCGCUGCGAAGGGGAGCGAAUUGCUGCCUUUCCUGCGUGCAGCAUCGCAGCACGUUGAUACUUACUGCCAGUUCGUCGUGGACUCCGGCACGCAGAAGACUUUCAACGAUGCUCUGAAAGGCACGGCUGUGGCCCGCAAGCUGAAAGAGGGUCAGCGAGCCCUGCUCUGGUACGACGUGAAGUGUGCCACGGAGUCUUCCUGUCAACCGCACCUUCGUGUCCCUAAGUUCACCGCGGAUGACCUGAAACGCAAACUGCAGGCUUUCGUAAGCGCGCGAGACCAGGUGCAGUUGGAGGCAGGCGACAUUGCAGUGGUCUUGGAUGGGAUGAAGCAGGUCACUCCGGGCAUCAUGGCGUGCUUCGUUUAUGGAGACGGGUGGCACUACGACGAGAAGACACGGACUGAGAUGCUGCUUACCUACGAGAUUUAUGGCGGCACCAAUCAGCAGACCUCCAUCGGCCCGGUGAAAGUUCUUCCUUACGAAGACCCUGGGCUCUGGAAGCUCUCGGCGAAAGCGAAGAGCACACUCUACGGAGCCAAAGGCAUCUCCUUGGCUGGCGGUCCUUGCCCGGUGUCGGAUCCCCCACCGCUCCCAAAGCUGGCGAACGACCUGCUGCCCGUGAACUACCACAGCCUGCCGGAUAUCUUCUAUGGGGAGUUCGCGCGAGGGGUUCAGGCCAGUGUCGUGAUGAACGCGACAGAGGCCGACGGGGAGUUCGCGAAGGCCUGCCUGGCGCAGAAGACGUCGUACGUGGCCGUCGUCCACACCGAGGUGCAUGGCAGCAAAGCCGAGCUCCUUCACCGAGUGAAGGCGCUGGGAAAGCUCGGGCAUGUGGGCCCGGGUGGCACAGGUGGCCCCCGUGAUUGGAAAUGCCCCGAAGGCCAGCAACCGCGGAAGCCGGAAACUCCGUUGCAAACGACCUUAAAGCGAAAGACGGAGGAGCUGGAUCAGGCACCCGAGCACAAGAGACCUGAGUCAAGCUUGGGGGCUUUGUGCAAAGCGCCCUCCUCCCCUUCAAGCGACGACGAGAACGUCGAGUGCCUGAGGAAGUUCGUCGUCCAGGGCCGUCGGAAGCGGGUAGCACCGCAGAGGUACCAGCCUGCAACCGCACAAUCCGAUCUGGAAGACGAUGUCACCGAGACUGAAAGCUCCAGUGACGGAAAAGAGGAGGCGGCUCGUGGUGCCAGGUGCAGUCGGCUGAAGGACUGCAAAGGCGAGCUUGUGGAGCCGCCGCCGGACGGAACGGAGAAGCCGAAGAAGAUCCCUUUGAAGAAAGCAGGCCGUGGCCGUGGUGCGGGCAGAGGUCGCGGUGCGCGUGGGCGUGGAGCAGGCCAAACUGCGGAGCACUCUGCGACUGGCGAGCAGUCCGAGCAGGGCAAGAAGCGCACAGCGGGUGCCAAAUCUAAGAAGGAAGUGUUGGACAGGCUUCGGAAGCUACAGAAGCUGAGUCACGGCGCGGCGGACCCGGAUCCGAGCCUCAACCCGGAUCCGAGCGGCGAGGGUGAGGAGGAGAGCUUGCCAACUGGCGACGCGGACUGA
Symbiodinium sp. CCMP2456 is the source of this 2404-nucleotide messenger RNA. NCBI's taxonomy places the organism in Eukaryota, Dinophyceae, Suessiales, Symbiodiniaceae. The record is from the annotation of a GenBank genome assembly.